Schistosoma rodhaini is the source of this 4803-nucleotide messenger RNA. Lineage: Eukaryota; Metazoa; Platyhelminthes; Trematoda; Strigeidida; Schistosomatidae. The record is from the annotation of a GenBank genome assembly.
AUGUACAUAACUAUGGUAGAAGAUAAACCUAUUUCUUAUCAGGAGAGCGCCACAGAAAACCACAAUACACUAGCCAGUAGUAAAAUGGAUUCAAUAUUCUCUGGUAAACAUUGUGAAGCUUCUUCUGAAUACGUUACUGCAAUUUAUUCGUACAUGCCUCAGCAUUCAGAUGAAAUAAAUCUACGAACAGGUCAGAAAAUUAAGAUUUUGUCCAAAGACUGUCGACAUUCUGGAGCUGAAGGAUGGUGGGUUGGCCAAGAACCAAAAACAGGUCAUGUUGGUGUAUUUCCUAGUGGCUAUGUUUUAAAUCCAGAUGACAUUACAAGCAGUGAAUCUCCAGGAGCGAAUGAAAUGAAAGCUAAUUCUUUUGAACAAAAUAUAUGGAAUGAUGUCACGUUUGGGAUUGGCAACAAUACGGAUAAAAUUAUAGCUGCAAAAACAAAGGAAGAGAUGUCUCUUGACAAGUCACCCGACAGUGAAGUAAUCCUUAGACACGGUCAUGUUAGAACAAUUCCUGCUACUGAGUUAGUACAACAACAGUUUAUUGGCUCAGGAGCAUUUGGAAAAGUUUAUCGAGGUCUUUGGCGUGAACAAGAUAUUGCACUAAAAGUAUUUGAUUUAGCUACAAAUCAGGUAGACAAUGAAGCUUUGCAUCUGUGCAGAUUAUCUCAUCGGAACAUUGUGAGAUUUUAUGGGAUCUGUAGGUUAGACAAAUCUAAUUCCCCUGCACUUGUAAUGGAAUAUGCUUAUGGUGGUUCGCUGAACAUGGUUCUCAACCAACGACCUUUAUUAGGUCCCCUUGUUUUACUUGAUUGGGCAUUACAGAUCGCUAGUGGAAUGGCAUAUUUACAUACAGAUGCCAGAAUUUGUCAUCGAGAUUUAAAAUCAUCUAACAUUCUUAUCAGAGAAGCUGUUCAAAAACCAUUUUCUCUAAAUGAACUUCAAAGGUGUACCCUAUUGAUAACUGAUUUCGGAAUGGCUUGUCGUUCUAGUCAACUUGCACCACAACAAUCUAAAUUAGGCACUGUUGCAUAUGCAGCUCCAGAAGUUUGUCGUCAAGAGGGAUUUUCUUUCAAAUCGGAUAUUUGGUCAUAUGGUGUUGUGUUAUGGGAGUUGCUUACAUUAGAUAUACCAUUUCGUGCAAUGGAGCAACCUAGAUUAUUGUUUAUUAUUGCAAUGUAUAAUUAUACUCUGUACGUACCACCAGGUAUUCCAGAUCUCUUUGUCCAAUUACUUAAAGAUUGCUGGUCACCUACUCCUGAUAGUAGACCUAAAUUUGAAAAUAUUAUGGCUCGACUUAAAUCAUGCAAAGAUUGCAGUUUCGUAGAUUUAGAACCUAGUGAAUUAGCUCAAAUUCAACAGGAUUGGCGUGAACUUAUAGCAGUCCACUAUAAAGAAGAACAACAGACUGUAGCUGAAGCACUAUCAUCAUCGUUCAGAAGUGGAAGUUUAGAUUUUUCAACAGAACUUUUAACACAGCUGGAAAUGUUACGUGAUUAUCGCGAAUCUCUGGAUAGGGUCAGAGCAGAUCUAGUGGAAAAAGCCCAUCAGCUUCAUAUAAAAGAGGAAUUGUAUAAUCGAGUGGCUGACACCAUGGGUCAACAUUUUAUGUUUUUGGCUGUACUGGCUGCUAAUCAUUUUAAAGAUCCUACUCAUAAAAUUCAAGCUGCUCAACCUAAACCUCCUCCACCUAGAAAACGUCCGUUUGUUCGUAGUAUUUUUAAGCGAUGGGGAACUAAUGGUAAUCCGUGUUCUACACAUAAUGACUACGUUAAUUCAGCUUAUUCGUCCACUAACAAUUUUCAAUUAAAGGAUCGUAAACGGUCAAUUAAUUAUUCACAAUGUACUUCUAAUAAUCGUCCACACUUGAAUGUAAAUACAAAUAAUUCUUCAGAUUUGAAUAAUUCCUUUUGUGAUGAAACUCAAUCGAUUUCGCGUGACACAUCCAGUCGAGUUGGUUGUAGUCAAGGUGGAAUACCUUUAAUUUCACCGCCCACAGAUAUGAAACAUGUAGUUCAUGUGGACUCAGAUUGGUUUACUGGUCAAGGAUUAUGCGAGUCAACUAUGCGGUUAUUUCCUUCUGCUAAAUUCACAAGCUCUUCAGUAGGUUCAAAUAAUGACAAAUAUCGUAAUAUGUCAUCAGGUCAUUGUUACAGUCCCCAAAUAAGAACGUUUGCAAACACUAAGUCGGAUAGUAAUAUGACAGAUAAAUCUCAUCCGAAGUCACCACGUAUUUAUUCUAGUGGAAACAAUAUUACAGAUCUUCGAUUACGCGAACAGCGUUUUGUUGAUGUCCAAACAAGCUCACAGAGAAAUCUGAAUCGGUUGGCUAGGAAACAAAAUUUUAUUCGGAAGUUUGAAAAUAAAAACAAUUUAGAUUUCCUACAAAAGUCAAGUAAUCACUCAGUUGGGUUUAGUAAUUUUUUCACGCCAAUUAACUCUUGUUGCUAUGAUACCAAUAAUGAUUUACAUCAUAGUGAACAUUCUGGAUAUCAUCACUGUAGAGUUAUACAACCCAUCAUAGGAACUGACAAUCGUAUUCGUAAUAAUAGUAGUCCACCGUUCUUCGAAAGACGUCGUUCAGCUUCUGGACCGGUUACCUUUUUUACUCGAUAUCCUAAAACCAAUGAUCAGCUGAAGAGUAAUGCUGAUGAAAGUUUAUUUGACAGGAAACUUAACGAAUUACUUUGUAUGAUUUGUGACCAUUCUAUGCUGUUGCCAACAUCUGGUUGUACUCAACAUUUCUCCGGAAGAUCUCUGUCUACUACAACUCCCCCUACUGCUUGUUUUAGCUCAGAUAUUACUGAAAGCUCUUAUUUCCUGAAGCCCACUAGAAAUUCAACUGUUGAAAAUGUGCUGUUGUCAGCAUUUCGUCUUCUAGCUUCCUUUUGUUUUUGGGGUGUUGAACCUGAUAUUGAUGAUGAGAAAGCUAAUUCUUUAAUUCCUCUCUAUUCUACACCACGUUCGUUCCAUAAUUUUGGGAAGAUUUCCUAUCCUGUUGCAUAUUGUACCUCACAGUCCAGUCAGAGUUAUAAUAAACAGAAGAAUGCAGUGAGAAAUGCUACUAACUCGUCAUUACUAUUCGGACAAAACGAAUCUGAUUUUCAGCAUGUUUUAUCGAGUAAUUCAGUCUGUCCUAUUGGAAAGCGCAAGUACAAAUUUUCAAUUCAAAACACACGACGUAUACAGAGCGCUGAUCGUCGUCGCAAUUAUAAAUACAAUACUUCUUUAAAAUGUCCUGUUUGUGUAAAUAUGGGCCUUGACUCUGUCCACCCAUAUGAAAAGUUUCCAGACCAUCAAGUUGAAUUCGGGGACCCGCAUUCACCAUUUCUCGGUAUGCUCGCAGGAAGUGGAAGGCGACCUAAUCCAUCUCCAAAUAUGAAGGAAAUAAAUCAUUCCAAUUUUUCAAUCAUUCCAUCACAUGAAAUGAUUUCAAGUGAUAAGAGAGAAAACUAUUUCAUUCAUCAACAUAAUGAAUUUUUGAAAGAUAUCAAACAAAAAAUAGGUGAGCAACAACAAUGUAAGCACACCAAGCUCAGUGAUAAUAAUAACAAUAAUUCCUAUCAAUAUACUCACUGUAAUUUAUGUAAUGAUAAUCAAAUGGAAAUAGUUGCAAAAAAUGAAUCCACAGGUAAAUUAAAUAAUGCAUUUCACUGUCCUCACCUUUCUGUUUACAUUGACUAUUGUCAAAAUGGCACACGAAAUAAAGACAUAGAUGUAGCCACUAUUAAGACAACACUACCAUACAUACCCUCUUCUUCACACUUAGCACAAAGGUGGUCAUUUGAGCAUAGUAAAGAGUUACAUAAAGAUAUAUGCUCUUCAUUCUGUUCUUUUUUAUCGUGUCGAAGAUUGUCAAUUGAUUGUCAGUCGAGUAUGAUUUCAGAUUGUUUAAGGUCAGUAGAUAAACAUUCAAUAUCUGAGUCUGUUGGUCCUUCAAUCGAAAGAAAUUCUACUAGUCAGUUUUCUCAUUCUCUCGUAUCAAUGAAUCCUGUUGGUAUGUCGCGUGAUGCGUACUUAAAGGCAACACAAGACGGCUUUCUUAAUCGGACCAUUUAUGAACCAUCUGAAGAUCCUAAAUUUUAUUAUUCCUCCUAUUCAAAUCAGACAUCUCAAUCCGAUUCCCUCCAACGUUCUAACGAUAAUCAAUCUUUUUCGAAAUCUGAUGUUUAUCCAAAUAUUCAUGCAUUGUUCAUUGAGAAUUCGAAAUCUGAAUCUGGAUCAGAGUUUGAAAGUUAUGAUGACGCAAAUAAAUCAGAUUAUCCCAAUUUUAUUUUAAAUUCCUCUUCACCACCAAAACACUCUCAACGGCCUCAGAACUUUUAUUCACCUUCGAAAAUACAUUUAAGUGAUUCAGAUAAGCCCCCAGAAAAUAAUGACUAUUCCUACAAUCUUAAUGUAAAUAUUCAUACCUGUCGAGAUGAUGAUGAUCGUGUAACUCUUGUGCCAAUUCAAUCUGAGGAACUAAGUAAUGUGAUUCAACCAUAUUCAGAUAAUGCGGGAAAAGAAGAGACUUUAGCUGAAUGCUACAAUGGUAACUCGACUUCCGAAAUGGCCGUGAAGAGGGUUCUUCAUCGAAGUCAAGCAAUGCGUGAACGACAUAGACCUGCGUUUUUAAAUCUUUUCCGAAACCGAUCACUUCCUAGCUGUGUAGACAGUGAUUGCUCAUGCUUGGAGUCCUGUUCAUUCCUCCUUUGUCCUUCAGAUAAUAGUGUCGAUGAGGUCUCCGAGUUUCCUCACCAGGCGGAAAGUUCCAAGAGUCCUUCUAGUCCGUUUGUCUCACUACAUUCUACAUUUAUUUGA